Molecule: messenger RNA, 3276 nt
Organism: Mycena indigotica
Lineage: Eukaryota; Fungi; Basidiomycota; Agaricomycetes; Agaricales; Mycenaceae
Product: HATPase-c domain-containing protein
Exons: 11
Coding region: 1-3276 (1091 amino acids)
Biological process (GO): cellular response to heat; protein stabilization; protein folding
Cellular component (GO): perinuclear region of cytoplasm; plasma membrane; protein-containing complex
Molecular function (GO): ATP binding; ATP hydrolysis activity; ATP-dependent protein folding chaperone
Source: RefSeq, a predicted model, not a curated record
AUGGACAUGAGGUUGGCUGACCAACCGAGACGGGUUCCUCACUUCCCUCGUCCGCCCGACAAUACAAUCACGUCUCGACGACGACAUGAUUUCCAAUCCAAGCGAGGAAGAGGCGAUGCAUCAAUACUACACCAGCUCACCCUCAAGGUCUUUCUCUCCCGCCACAUUCUCGAGCGACUUCGGGCAACUUCACAACACAUAAUCCCGCUCAAGCGCAUUCUUGUCUUUCCUUCCGACAACCUGCAGUCCUACGCCUCAAACCUGCAUGCAAAGCCGUUUGUCUUCGCUGAUCCUGUUCCGCCAUUUGUCUUUGGCGCGCCCCCUCCUCCGAAAGCGCCGUUGAUCACACACUCUCGCCUGCCUUCAUUGGGGACUCCGCUAAAUCCUGCUGCGAUGGAGUCCAAGCCUUCAUUUGGCUUGAAUACCGCGGCCCCGAGUUCAAACCUGGCGCAUUCACAUUCAAGCUACCAGCAGGACCAACAGCGGAAUCAACACCGUUCAAAACACAAGGCCGAGAAAAGCGACAACGUCUCAGUAUCGCUUCUGAUUCGGAAGAAGACAAUGCCCCUGUUGAUCACCAGCAGAGCCACAGCAGCCACCUGCCAAUGGUCACGUGCCCUCACACCCAGACCUUCCAACGAGCAUGUCCUCGCUAUCAAGACAGCCGUUAAUAACCUUGCUGGCGGACAGAAGUCCCUUGGCUCGAAUGCUCGCGAGCUUCUCGCCUUGCGAAAUGAAGUCCUUGAACAGGUCGGUGCGUUACCCGAAACAUUUGCCGCUGCUCCCAACAUCUUACACGGAGCCCAUGCGGAAUUUGCGUUGACGAGAGAUGCGAACAAGCGCGACUCGGAGAUGGACGAGCUGAGGCGGAACAACACCGAGUUCCAGGUACAGAUGGCCAAAGCGAGGGGGUGCCCAUGGACAAGUGCGUGUGGAGAAGGAGGUGCUCGUGGAGAAGCUGUCGAUUGUGGAAGGGGGACGAGACCGGAUGCGGGCGAAACUCAAUGGGGCUCAAGUGGAGGCCGCGAGAAGGCUGCAACGUUGAGUGUGGUCGAAGCACGAAACGUGGAAUUGGAAGAUGCGCUGGCAAAAGCAUUGGCAAGGCUGCAAGCCUGCGACGCGACACAUCAAGCCAACCAAGAGAGAAUCCAAGAACUGGAGAAAGGGGCGAGGGAGGUUUCAAGCGAGAGAGCGACUUUGAAAGCCAAGGUUGAUGCGUUGGAGCUUCAAAUUUGCGGCACGGGACAAGGAAACCGCAUUACAAUCGGUUGUGUCGCUGCAAAAACAACACGACCAGCUUGCGUCUCAGCAGGCAUUGGGAUGAUCUCCACAUACGUCUGCCCAGAUCAGAAUGCUCACAAGUCUCAUUUUGUUGGGCAAGCGGACAACGAGGAGUUGAAGGAGGUUCGGGUGAUUCGGGAUCGCAGCAAGGUGCUUGAGGGCGAACAUGCUACCCUGCUCAAGCGAGUCUGGCGCAAGCUCAACAACGCGAUGGAGAGUGAGUGGGAAGGAGAAACGCUGCUGGUCAUUCACGACACGGGUAUUGGCCAGACCAAGGCUGAUGUGGUGAACAAUCUCGGUACCAUCGCCAACUCUGGCACAAGAGGCUUCAUCAAGGCCCUCUCUUCUAGCGCCGACAUCUCCAUGAUUGGUCAAUUCGGUGUUGUUUCCAAACACAACGAUGACGAGCCAUACAUUUGGGAGUCUGCCGCUGGUGGGACCUUCACUAUUACCCUCGACACCGUCAACCCCCCAAUCGGACGUGGUUCUGAAAUCCGUUUGUACCCGAAGGAGGGACCAACUCGAUCCGAGUUCAUUUUUUACUCAAUCAAACUCGCUGUCACGAAGGAGGUCGAGAAGGUUAGUAGUCUUUUUCCCCUCUCCUACAUCUGUUCUAACGUGAUCUAUAGGAAGUUGAGGAUGACGAGGAGGAGGAGGCUGAUGCCGAUCGAGGCGGUCGAGGAUGAAGAUGAUGCGCCGAAAGACAAUAAGAAGAAGAAGGUUAAGGAGCAAAAGAUCACUACCGAGGAGCUCAACAAAACCAAGCCCAUCUGGACUCGCAACCCGUCAGAAAUCACGACUGAAGAGUACGGGUCGUUCUACAAGAGCUUAACCAACGAUUGGGAGGAUCAUCUUGCUGUCAAGCACUUCUCGUUGAAGGUCAACUCGAAUUCAAGGCCAUUCUCUUCAUUCCCAAGCGGUAAGUCGGCACCCUUCGAUCUCUUCGAGUCCAAGAAGAAGCGCAACAACAUCAAGCUCUACGUCCGCCGUGUCUUCAUCAUGGACGACUGCGAGGAGCUUAUUCCCGAAUACCUCAACUUCGUCAAGGGUAUCGUCAACUCAGAGGAUCUGCCCCUCAACAUCUCCCGUGGGACGUUGCAGCAGAACAAGAUCCUCAAGGUCAUUCGCAAGAACAUUGUGAAGAAGUGCAUGGAGGCUUUCGGCAAGAACCUCAAGCUUGGUAUCCACGAAGAUGCCCAAAACCGAAGCAAACUCGCCGAGUUCCUGCGUUUCUUCUCGACCAAGUCGUCUGAGGAGCAGACCUCGCUCAAAGACUAUAUUACCCGCAUGCCCGAAAUCCAAAAAUCCAUCUACUACCUCACCGGCGAAUCUUUGGCGGCCACCCGCGACUCACCAUUCCUUGAGGUCCUCAAGAAGAAGGGCUUCGAAGUUCUGCUGCUCGUUGACCCCAUUGACGAGUACGCCAUCACACAACUGAAGGAGUUCGAUGGCAAGAACUUGAAGCUCAUCUGUGUGUCGAAAGAGGGUCUGGAGCUUGAGGAGACGGAAGAGGAGAAGGCAGCACGUGAGGCUGAGGUUGCUGCCUUCAGCGACCUUUGCACCACUGUCAAGGAUGCUCUUGGCGACAAGGUCGAGAAGGUCGUCAUCUCCAACCGCAUCACCGACUCUCCUUGCGUUCUUGUCACUGGCCAAUUCGGUUGGUCAUCCAACAUGGAGCGUAUCAUGAAGGCGCAGGCACUUCACCUCGAACUGAACCCGAGCAACCCCAUCGUCAAGGAGCUCAAGCGUAAGGUUGCGGAGGACAAGGGCGACAAGUCUGUUCGCGACUUGACCUAUCUGCUCUUCGAGACAGCGCUGCUCACUUCUGGCUUUGCUCUCGAUGAACCGACAUCUUUCGCUAAGCGUAUCCACCGAAUGAUUGCACUUGGUCUCGAUGUUGAUGAGGAAGAGGAGGAAGAGACAACAGAAACCUCGACCGCCCAACCAACGGCUGCCGCCACGGAAACCACAUCUGCUGUGGAGGAGAUCGACUAA